CAUGCCCGGGGCCUCCCGCCCGCGGGCCGCGCGGAGAUGAUGUCCAUGGACGCCAAGCAGCCCUUCGCCGUGCCCGCCGCCCUCCAGGAGCCCAAGUUCCCCAGCCUGCACGCCGGCGCCGACGCGAUGCGCAGAGUUUGCCUCCCGGCCCCGCAGCUGCAGGGCAAUAUAUUCGGGAGCUUCGAUGAGAGCCUGCUGGCCCGCGCCGAGGCGCUGGCGGCCGCGGACAUCGCCCCCCACGGCAAGGGCCACCACCUCCACGCCCCGUUCAAGCCGGACGCCGCCUUCCACGCCAUGAGCGGCGUCCCCUGCGCCGCCGCCGCCCUCCCGCACCCCGCCGCGCUCGCCGCCCAUCCGCACCCGCUCCCGCACCCGGCGCUGGACGGCGGCGACCUGCUGGAGCGCUUCGAGUCGCUGACGCUGUCGCACAACAACAUGACGGCGCUGCGGCCGGUGCUCCAGGCCUGGCUGGAGGGCGCCGAGGCCGCCCGGCGCGCCCGCCCCGCCGGCCCCGACCCGCCGCCCGGCGCCGAGCGCAAGCGCCGGCGGACCUCGAUCGCCGCGCCCGAGCGGCGCUCGCUGGAGGCGUAUUUCGCGCUGCAGCCCCGGCCCUCGGCCGAGAAGAUCGCGGCCAUCGCCGAGAAGCUGGACCUCAAGAAGAACGUGGUGCGCGUCUGGUUCUGCAACCAGCGCCAGAAGCAGAAGCGCAUGAAGUAUUCGGCGGUGCACUGACCGCCCGGCCCCGAGCGCCCCGACGGCGCGGCCCUACGGACCCCGGAACGGGACAGACGGACUGCC
Corapipo altera (White-ruffed manakin) is the source of this 798-nucleotide messenger RNA. RefSeq names its product POU class 4 homeobox 3 (gene POU4F3). Gene Ontology annotation, biological process: regulation of transcription by RNA polymerase II. The record is from RefSeq and is a predicted model, not a curated record. The coding region runs from base 37 to 732 and encodes 231 amino acids. Gene Ontology annotation, molecular function: DNA-binding transcription factor activity, RNA polymerase II-specific; RNA polymerase II cis-regulatory region sequence-specific DNA binding. Lineage: Eukaryota; Metazoa; Chordata; Aves; Passeriformes; Pipridae. The transcript is spliced from 3 exons.